Molecule: messenger RNA, 4734 nt
Organism: Lagenorhynchus albirostris (white-beaked dolphin)
Lineage: Eukaryota; Metazoa; Chordata; Mammalia; Artiodactyla; Delphinidae
Gene: GAB1
Product: GRB2 associated binding protein 1
Exons: 11
Coding region: 734-2908 (724 amino acids)
Source: RefSeq, a predicted model, not a curated record
CUCUCUCCCGCGGCGGCGGCGAGCGCGGACCCACCCUCCGGCGGGACCUCUGCCCUGCCCAGCGACGCCGAGCCGGCGGCUCCCUCCGUGGCCCUGGACCAGCCCUGCGCCCGCUGUCCACGGGACCCUCGCGGCUUCCCCUUUCCUCCCGGCUGCCCAGGCGCCGCGGGGAAGUGACCCACCCUCCCGCGAGGAGGGGGAAGGAGAGGAUCGCGCAGGGCGCACCGAAACCGAGAGCGGGCGAGCCGGAGUGGGCACCGCGCAGGGCAUUGUGUGUGUGUGUGUGUGUGUGUGAGUGUGGGUGUGCGCGCGUGCAGCGUCGUGUCUGUCUAGAGAGCGCUCUGGGAGGUCCCGUCCCGAGGGGGCGGAGCGCAGGGGGCCGAGGCUUGGGCUCCGCGCCGGGGCAGAGUCCCGUUGAGCCCGAGCGCGAAGGAGGCAGCGGGCGGGACGGCGCGCCUGGCGGCUGGGCGGGCGCACUGAAGGGAGGCCGGGGCGCCCUCGGCCCGGCCGCGGACCCUGCCCCGAGGUAUCGGCCUCGGCGGCGCGGCCCGCUUCUACUCAAGUCCGCGGACCUGCUUGCUGGGGAAGAAGCUCGGAGGCCGAGAGCCGGCGCGCCGCGGAGCCCGUCCGCCCGGGGUGCGCCGCGGGAGAGCUAGGUCCCCGCCGCUGCGCGGCUGUCCGGCGUCGGCGGUGUCGGGAGCGCGCCCGGCCCGGAGCCGGAGAGGCGCGCACCAUGAGCGGCGGCGAAGUGGUCUGCUCCGGAUGGCUCCGCAAGUCACCCCCGGAGAAAAAGUUGAAGCGUUAUGCAUGGAAGAGGAGAUGGUUUGUGUUACGCAGUGGUCGUUUAACUGGAGAUCCAGAUGUCUUGGAAUAUUACAAAAAUGAUCAUGCCAAGAAGCCUAUCCGUAUUAUUGAUUUAAAUUUAUGUCAGCAAGUUGAUGCUGGAUUGACAUUUAACAAAAAAGAGUUUGAAAACAGCUACAUUUUUGAUAUCAACACCAUUGACCGGAUUUUCUACUUGGUAGCAGACAGUGAAGAGGAGAUGAAUAAGUGGGUUCGUUGUAUUUGUGACAUCUGUGGGUUUAAUCCUACAGAAGAAGAUCCUGUGAAGCCACCUGGCAGCUCCUUACAAGCACCGGCUGAUUUACCACUGGCGAUAAAUACAGCACCACCAUCCACCCAGGUGGAUGCCUCCUCUGCCGCUCCACCUCCUCCAUAUCAGCUAAUUAGCCUUCCACCACACCUGGAAACCCUUGGCAUCCAGGAGGAUCCUCAAGACUACCUCUUGCUAAUCAACUGUCAGAGCAAGAAGCCCGAACCCACCAGAACGCAUGCUGAUUCUGCAAAAUCUACCCCUUCGGAGACAGACUGCAAUGAUAACGUCCCUUCUCAUAAAAAUCCUGCUUCCUCCCAGAGCAAACAUGGAGUGAAUGGCUUUUUCCAGCAGCAGAUGAUGUAUGACUCUCCACCGUCUCGGGCUGCAUCCAUUUCCGUAGACUCCAGCCUUUAUAACCUGCCCAGAAGUCACUCCCAUGACGUCUUACCAAAGGUGUCUCCUUCAAGUACCGAAGCCGACGGAGAGCUCUAUGUUUUUAAUACCCCAUCCGGGACCUCGAGUGUAGAGCCUCAAAUGAGGCAUGUAUCUAUUAGUUAUGACAUUCCUCCAACACCUGGUAAUACUUAUCAGAUUCCACGAACAUUUCCAGAAGGAACCUUGGGGCAGACGUCAAAGCUAGACACUAUUCCAGAUAUUCCUCCACCUCGGCCACCGAAACCGCAUCCGGCUCAUGACCGAUCUCCUGUGGACACGUGUAGCAUCACACGCACAGCCUCUGACACUGACAGUAGUUACUGUAUCCCGACAGCAGGGGUGCCACCGUCCCGUAGUAAUACCAUUUCCACUGUGGAUUUGAACAAAUUGCGAAAAGAUGCUAGUUCUCAAGACUGCUAUGAUAUUCCACGAACAUUUCCAACCGAUAGAUCUAGUUCACUCGAAGGCUUCCACAACCACUUUAAAAUCAAAAAUGUAUUGACAGUGGGGAGUGUAUCAAGCGAAGAACUGGAUGAAAAUUAUGUCCCCAUGAAUCCCAACUCUCCUCCACGACAACAUUCCAGCAGUUUCACGGAACCAAUUCAGGAAGCAAAUUAUGUGCCAAUGACUCCGGGGACAUUUGAUUUUUCUUCAUUUGGAAUGCAAGUGCCUCCUCCCGCUCAUAUGGGCUUCAGGUCCAGCCCGAAGACCCCUCCUAGAAGGCCAGUUCCUGUUGCAGACUGUGAACCACCCCCCGUGGAUCGGAACCUCAAGCCAGACAGAAAAGGUCAAAGUCCUAAAAUUUUAAGACCCAAACCCCAUGGUUUAGAGCGAACUGAUUCACAAACCAUAGGUGACUUUGCUACAAGAAGAAAGGUCAAGCCAGCACCUUUAGAAAUAAAACCUUUGCCAGAAUGGGAAGAAUUACAAGCCCCAGUAAGAUCUCCCAUCACUAGGAGUUUUGCUCGAGACUCCUCCAGGUUUCCCAUGUCUCCCCGGCCGGAUUCAGUGCACAGCACGACUUCAAGCAGCGACUCACAUGACAGUGAAGAGAAUUAUGUUCCCAUGAACCCAAACCUGUCCAGUGAAGACUCAAAUCUUUUUGGCAGUAAUAGUCUUGAUGGAGGAAACAGCCCAAUGAUCAAGCCCAAAGGAGACAAACAAGUGGAAUACCUAGAUUUAGAUUUAGAUUCUGGGAAAUCCACGCCACCACGUAAGCAAAAGAGCAGUGGCUCAGGCAGCAGUGUAGCUGACGAGAGAGUGGACUAUGUCGUGGUUGACCAACAGAAGACCCUGGCUCUGAAGAGCACCCGUGAAGCCUGGACCGAUGGGAGACAGUCCACAGAGUCUGAAACACCAGCCAAGAAUGUGAAGUGAAAAUGCCGCUUUAAUGUCUCUGAACAAAAGAGGACUGAGCUGUAAGGAGAAAUCCUGUUUGACUGAAGAUAACUUGACCCUUGUACUCUAGGUAGAUCCUCAACUGAACAGAGUCGAAGUCAGAGGACCUUUCAGACUUAAUCAAGCCAUUGAGUUUGUAAAUGGUGCUUUGUGGUAUCUGAACAAUUCAUCACAUGUAAAUAAUGUGGGAAAAUACUGUUGUUUGGUUCCCAGAGAAACAUUUGUUUCGUAGUUAACACACUUGUAGUAUUACUGUAUUUAUGCACUUUUUCAUUUAAAACAUUGGUUUGGAUAUUCCCGAAUGGACCUUAACAUGAUUCUGUUGGGAGUUCUUGUUUUCCUCACACUACUCUUAAGAACAAUGCUACGUGAACUAAGCUACUUUCCACUGGGAAAUUGCUCUUUCAGCUGCAGGGUAACAACAUGACGUGAGAAGUAGAUUCACAAUAUACCUUUCUACCUGAAACUUAACGGGGUAACCGUUAGCUUAAACUACAAAGUAGAGUUGGACUUAUCAUUCAUUGCCUUCCAAAGUGCUAAGCAUCAUGUACCUACUGGUGUCAGGACUUUGCUCUCUGGUUCAUGGACAUUUGGUUUUCAGUGGUCGGACUUCCUUAUAUUUUGUUAAUUACAGUGUUUUGGGCUCAUUAAGUGAAGAUUCUGCCAGAUGGGAUCUUACACCUUGGAAAGAGUGAAUAAUCACACUAUCAAGUAAGCGUACAACUCACUGAUGGCAUGUGGUGACGAUGUGCUCUCACAUUUUCAACAUGUAUUAAACUUUACGUUAUUUGCAAAGUGUAGAUUAUAUAACUAAUCAGGUACGUACCAGGCACUGAUGUGCUAAUACAAUGAUCAGGUUUAGACAGUGAGCUUUAGUUGUAUUCGUGUUAGUCCUCUAAUGCUGGUUUCCAGUUUGGAAUUAAUGGCACAAUUGACAUUCACUGUUAGUUAUAGCAACAUACUGUGAUUUUUAAUUAGACAGUCAUUCAGAUUUAUUACUCGAAGAAUGAAAUUCUGUCUUUUGACACCAUAGUGCCCUUUCUAUGAUUUUUUUUUAAACUUUACUUAAUAUUCUUCUUGGCCUUAUCCUAUUUAAAUCCCUAUGCAAUUAAUAUUUUAUAUCUGCAUUUUUUAAAAAAAACAGAUGUUAUAUAAGUGAUUCUCAUAUGUAGCACCUAUUGCUUUUCCAGUAAAAGAAUUAAGGCUUGUGUACUGUGAUUUAUAUUCACUGCCCCAAUUCAAGAAAUAUUGGAGCCUUGCUAUAAUGUGAAAUCUUAAAGUCAUGGACCUCUUCCAACCAGAUUUCUGAAACCACCAGAGGUGUCGUAUAAUUCUUUCUCACCUAUAACAUGGUCCUAUAGCAAGACCACACAUUAUCUAUAGUAAGGCUACAAUUUAUCUGUCUUGGCUUUGCAAUGUAAUUUAGAAAGCAGGUAUAGUUAUUGGUUUGAUUGGUUUUUAACUAAGUUACAUACAAUCUCUUAUGUACUGAUUUGAGACUAACAGUGUUUGGAGGGGGCAUAGAGAUUGAAGAGCCCACAGCUGAGGCAUGUUUCCCUCCAUGCAGACCUUUAAUGUUACCUGAGUACACAGAUGUGCCCUGAUUUCUGGCCCCUUGGUCACCGUACUGUGCCUAAUCAAUGUAAUGGGUUUAUGUCCCCUCCAUGAGCUAAAAACGUUCAUAACAAGAUGAAUUGUAGACAAGUAACAUUUGAUGCUUUUAAAUGUUUGCUUCUUUUUAAACAAAAACUAAAACCCAGAACUGAAUUUUGAGGUGGAUUUUUAAAUAAAAAAACAUUGUUUGA